AUGGUGAUUCGCGUCCAUUAUUCUGUUUUCAACGAGGCUCAUACAGUACUAGAAAAACACUUGGACGCUCAACUACGGCACCACGUAGGCUGA
Molecule: messenger RNA, 93 nt
Organism: Phytophthora nicotianae INRA-310
Lineage: Eukaryota; Oomycota; Peronosporomycetes; Peronosporales; Peronosporaceae
Exons: 2
Coding region: 1-93 (30 amino acids)
Source: RefSeq, a predicted model, not a curated record